Molecule: messenger RNA, 1883 nt
Organism: Microplitis mediator
Lineage: Eukaryota; Metazoa; Arthropoda; Insecta; Hymenoptera; Braconidae
Exons: 6
Coding region: 121-1722 (533 amino acids)
Biological process (GO): proteasome-mediated ubiquitin-dependent protein catabolic process; multicellular organism development
Cellular component (GO): cytoplasm
Molecular function (GO): ubiquitin protein ligase activity; ubiquitin conjugating enzyme binding
Source: RefSeq, a predicted model, not a curated record
GUACGCAUAGUAAGGCACAGUAAAUAAGAACAAAAGCAUUUUUGAGAUUAGAUUUGCUGAUAAAAAAAUCAGACCAUUCGAUUGUUCUUUCUGUAGUGCGUCACAGCGCGAGUCACUACAAUGGAUCUUAUUAAAAAACAAUUUCUGCAAUGGCACAAUAAUGUAGAAAGAAAAAUUUUGUGCCGAUCUUGUGGUAAGAAAUUGUUAGACAAAAUUUUUUCAUGUGAUGCUGGGCAUAACUGUUGCCAUUUAUGUAAAACAGAAUCAUGUACUAUGUGUCCAAAAGUAACUUCAUUUUUUCGGAAUCAUGUCGCUGAACUUUUGGUAUCGCAAUUCACUAACAUGAAGAGCUAUGCUGAAUCAUUUGAUGUCUCCACAAUAAAACAAAAAAAUGUUGGUAAUAAUUCUAACAAAGUAAAUAAAGCUACUGAGACUAUUGACGCUUGCUUAGUAACUGGGCAACAAUCUGUUAAUGCUACAAAACCUGACGAUAAAAUUAAACCAAAUGGAAGUCCAAUAAAUUCAUCGACUCUUUAUUCAUGUUGGAUAGGGGCCAGUUGCCACUUUAGAGGAACUUAUUCGGAUAUUCUAAAGCACAUGAAAAGUAGUCAUUCUGAAGUAUUUACUACACAUUUAUUUAAAGGAUGGCCUCAUGUGAUGACUUGGGAUUUAAAAUAUCAUGGAGCUAAUAUCCGUGAAGAUUAUGCUUUCGAGAUCCAAGGCAUUGGACUAUUUAUUCUACAUGUAAAUGUUACCAAUGAAGAACAUUUAAAAGCUCAUAUUUUAAUGUUUGAUAGUGGAAGAACGGCAGCUCAAUAUCGAUAUGACAUAGAAAUGAAAUGUGAUGAUAAAAAAAAAUCGUUCAGUGCCGAGGUUGACAGUAGCCGUAUACCACGAAGAAUGCUUAAUGAUCGGUCGAAAGGAUUGUUCAUCAAUGAAAAUUCAUUGUUACACAAUACAAUAAAAUUGAGAAUGAAUUAUAAGUGUAUAGUCGAGAUUAAUACGUCUAAAAAAACGUCUUUUGACGAUGGAAGUGGUCAAAGUACAGACACUGCUGUACUAAACAAACAACAGCAAAAAAAAAAUGAUUACCAAAAGCCCAAAUCAUUAAACAGAAAAAGUUUCAAACCAGUGCGAAAAAAUGGAAAUAAUUUAAAACAUAAAUCAAACAUUCCGGAAUUGCUAGAUCUUGAACUCACUAGUCCAUCAUUAACUCAGGUUAAACCUGCUGCAAAUCAAUCAUCAACCCUAUCACAAGCUCAACUCAUGCAAGCUUUAAUUGAUGCAAUGAGAGCUAAUGUUCAGAAAAUAAACACUCAACAAACUCCUCAAGUUCCUCAGCAUCAGUCGAUGGUAAAUAAUAAUUCAAGCAUGAAUAUGCGACCAUCUUCUUCACAAUCGCGCCCACAAGUAAUCAAAGAUGAGCAGAUUAAUCAACAAAUUAAGCCGAAGAAUACUAUCAAUGAUCAACAGUCAAGUAAAAUAAAUAGUCAAGCUUCUGCUGUUUCAACUCAGUCGUCUGCUGCACUUUUCGAUACUUCACUAAUCGCAGCUCUCUGUAUUUCUGAUGAUUCAAGUAAGCCUGAAGAUUCAAUUGUAGCUAGUCGACAGAUCCAGCAAGUAAAUUCAACACAAAUUGAAGAUAUUGAUCUCGAAAGUGCUUCAGUACAGAAUGGCGAUGAUUUGUCUCAAACAAAGUCUGAUGAAUGUCUUAUCAGUUAAUUCAAUUAUUAUGUCAUUUUAUUUUAUUUUUUAUUUUUCUUAUGACUAAAUAUUCAUUUGCUCAGUUUAAUAAUAAUCAAAAGUAUAUUAAUUACCUUUUUAUUUAAAUCGUAGGCAUAAAGUUAUGCAUUAAAAUUUUUUGAAAAUUAAUACAAUCAGUG